GUGGGACCCACAGGCCUGCCCCCCACCCCAUGACACUCCCACUCCCACCUCCUUCCACCUGAACUGAGGAAGACUCACCACAGGCUGUAUGGGGCCUAUGAUAGGUUUACCACACAUCCGGGUUUUCCCAGACAUGUCCUCCUUUUUGGAUCCUCCAAUCUCUGGACACCUUUUUUUGAAACAUCAAAUGUUUGAGGUUUUGGUCAGCUCAGCUUCAAAGUUUUUCCUUGCACUUCCCCACUUGCCUUAGCAAGGAGCUGCUUGGGGUUGUGGGAUGGGGCAGCCUUCAUCCUGGCAGGGUGGUGGGAACAGCCCCAGCAGCUGAGUACAGACAAAUCAACUCUAAAUCAUACCGACUGACCAGGAAGAAAUCAAUUAUUCUAGAUGCCAUGUGAGGCGCUGCAACCAGCAAGCAUCCUCCAUUCCAGCCUCUCACCCUGGGACUUCGGGACCAUGGUGCUGCUGCUGCUGGUGCUGCUGCCCCUGCCGGUGCCCCCAGUGGGGGUGACACUGUCGCGCCAUCGACAGUGUGGUCAACCUCAAGAUCCAAGCAGCACUAGCCGGGUACCACCCCACCCCACAGGAGCCAGCCGUCAAGUCUGCCGAGCUGGUGUGUACGGAUGUGAAUGCCCGCGGGAGCCUUGUCUCCUGCCCCAGGGGGUUCAAGGUGACAGCUUGUGCCUGCAGCAUGGGUUGCGGCUCCUUGGACAUCCGCGGUGACACCUCCUGCCACUGCCAGUGCCAAGGAAUAGACGACCAGUGCCUGCUGCUGCCGCAUCCAGCUGCACUGUGCCUGAGUACCCCAAGCCUGCGGCCAUGGCUCUAAAUAAACACUGCUCUGGGCUCCCC
Molecule: messenger RNA, 849 nt
Organism: Alligator mississippiensis (American alligator)
Lineage: Eukaryota; Metazoa; Chordata; Crocodylia; Alligatoridae
Exons: 5
Coding region: 385-720 (111 amino acids)
Source: RefSeq, a predicted model, not a curated record